AUGCGAAGCGGUUUCUGCGUUUACGAUUCAAGAGGAUUCGAUUAUGGUAGAACAAGGGAGGCAUUAGAGGAAUUAUCGAGUUGGAUCAGUGAAGGGGUUCAUCAUAGCCAGCUUUGCUUGAGAUAUCGCGACAGCAAAAUGAUGACAGACGAUAUGGAAAAUGAUGACAUGGGAUCGUCUUCAAAGUUCGUGCUGAGAAGAGUGAAUUGCGUGAUACUGAUAGCUAACAUGGCAGAGAUUUACCAAGCUUUAAAAGCAGGCGAUUUGAAGCCAUUAGAGGCCAUCAGACAGCUCUUCUGCUGCGCUGCUUUGCGAAAAAGCAUAUGCCUUACAAAAUACGGAUUUCUCGAAGAAGAAUGUGAUCCAGUGUCAGCCUAUGCCUUAACUGAAGUUGUGUACAGGGCACUGCUUAUCUCAGAUAGAGGACAGCUCCCAAAGAAAAGAUUCCAUCACCGGGCACUGUUGAUAUUACUAUGCCUUGUACGUUUCAUCGGUGUAUGCUUUGCUUUGCUAGCUGAUGUUUGUUCCAAACUUGGGGAGAAGGAGAAACUGAGGAUAUGA
Gossypium arboreum is the source of this 561-nucleotide messenger RNA. RefSeq lists its product as uncharacterized. Bases 1 to 561 code for a protein of 186 amino acids. Lineage: Eukaryota; Viridiplantae; Streptophyta; Magnoliopsida; Malvales; Malvaceae. The record is from RefSeq and is a predicted model, not a curated record. The transcript has 2 exons.